Caenorhabditis remanei is the source of this 843-nucleotide messenger RNA. RefSeq lists its product as uncharacterized. The transcript has 4 exons. The coding region runs from base 1 to 843 and encodes 280 amino acids. The record is from RefSeq and is a predicted model, not a curated record. Gene Ontology annotation, molecular function: oxidoreductase activity. Lineage: Eukaryota; Metazoa; Nematoda; Chromadorea; Rhabditida; Rhabditidae.
AUGGCUCGCUUCAAUGGAAAAGUUGCUCUUGUUACAGGUUCCUCCAAUGGAAUCGGACGUGCCACAGCAGUUCUUCUAGCUCAGGAAGGGGCUAAAGUGACCAUCACUGGAAGAAAUUCUGAAAGACUCGAGGAAACAAAACAAGAAAUUCUGAAAUCUGGAAUUCCAGCAGAUCACGUUUUGGCAGUGGUUGCCGACUUGGCUACAGAAGAAGGACAAGAUAAACUCAUCAACUCCACUAUCCAGAAGUUUGGACGUCUUGAUAUUCUAGUGAACAACGCUGGAACUGCUUUCGUUGACUCUCAAGGACGUGUCGGAAUUGAUCAAGACGUGUCUGAUUACGAUAAGGUUAUGAGAAUUAACAUGAGAAGUGUGGUCACUUUGACACAAAAAGCAAAAGAGCAUUUGGUCAAAGCAAAGGGAGAGAUCGUUAAUGUAUCAAGUGUUGCUGCUGGACCACAGGCACAACCCGAUAUGAUGUACUAUGCAAUGUCUAAAGCAGCCCUGGACCAAUUCACCAGAAGUACAGCGGUUAAUCUCAUCCAGCAUGGCGUAAGAGUGAAUGCAGUCAGUCCAGGAGGUGUCACGACUGGAAUCGGAGAGGCCAUGGGACUUCCAGCUGGAGCAUUCGAAAAAAUGGCAUCAUUCUGGGAGUCUCACAAAGAAUGUCUUCCUUCUGGUAAAAUCGGUGAACCAGUGGAUAUUGCUAACGUGAUUGCAUUCUUGGCUGAUCGAAAACUUUCUUCCUACAUCAUUGGACAAUCGAUUGUUGCUGAUGGUGGAUCCACUUUAGUCAUGGGAAUGCAAGCUCACGAUAUGAUGAGUAUUCUGACUUCACCAUAA